UCGGAAGUGACGUCAGCAUAGUUCCUUUCAAUCAAUUCCUGUGAAACCGCCUGGUUUUCUCAUUUACAGAAUGACUUCCGACGCUGUUGAGAAGCCUGUUGAGGAUGUGAAGUUGGAGGAUGCCAACGACAACUCCGGCACAGAGUCUGAUUCGGAGGAAUCCGUACCGGAAUUGGAAGACGCUGAUGGCCACACAGCAACCAGUCCAGGGGUGUCGGCCACCACCGGUGUUCAUGAGGAGCCAAUCAGCAGAGCAAAACAAAGUCGAAGUGAGAAAAAGGCCAGGAAAGCUCUUAUCAAGCACAACCUGCGGCCGGUUACAGGAGUCACCCGUGUUACCAUCAGAAAAGCUAAGAACAUCUUAUUUGUGAUCCCUAAGGCUGAUGUUUACAAAAGUCCUGCAUCGGACACAUAUAUCAUAUUCGGAGAGGCCAAGAUUGAGGAUCUUAGCAACCAGGCCCAAAUUUCGGCCGCAGAAAAAUUCAAAUCCCCUGAUGCUAAUCCAGCUGGUGAGGGUCUCCCGAGCACCGUCUCGCAGCCUAUUCAAGAAGAAGACGAAAAUGAUGAUGAGGUUGAUGAGACGGGUCUGUUAUCUAAUGACAUUGAACUCGUUAUGGAGCAAGCCAGUGUCAAACGGGCGAAGGCGGUCCGGGCGUUAAAAAAUAAUGAAAAUGAUAUCGUAAAUGCUAUUAUGGAGUUGACGAUGUAGAACAAACUGCCUCUGGGGACUAAACAUUGGGAGGGAGAUAACUAGUGCUGCAUGCAAAAUGUGGAAACACAUUUUGUUUUGGGUUGGAUUUUUUUGAUACUAUAUUAUAAACUCUUGUAAAAUAUUAAUUAUCGUGUAAUAAUAAUGCCGAAAAAUACAA
Molecule: messenger RNA, 869 nt
Organism: Lineus longissimus
Lineage: Eukaryota; Metazoa; Nemertea; Pilidiophora; Heteronemertea; Lineidae
Product: nascent polypeptide-associated complex subunit alpha-like
Exons: 7
Coding region: 71-709 (212 amino acids)
Biological process (GO): protein targeting to membrane
Cellular component (GO): nascent polypeptide-associated complex; cytoplasm
Source: RefSeq, a predicted model, not a curated record